AUGUCUCAAGAUUCCAAAGAAUGGAUCAAGUCUCGUAUGAAUACAUUAAAAAAGCAAGCUGGUUUUGCUUUUAAUGAAGAUGUUUUCAUUUCUGUCUUAUUAUGCUUGGUAUCCGGAAGAGAUAAACAUCUCAUAUUAACAGCUCCUCCAGGACGACUAAAGGAAGUGACUCAGUUAGCCUCACAAAUCUGUAGGUGCUUGUUUGGCCUGACAACAGCACAAUUACAAUGUCAUGAGGCACAGACACAAAAUGAAUUAGUUGACAUUUUGUUUAGUUCAAAAGAUGAAAACAAUGAUUCGUUUUAUAAACCUUCAUCCUUUCAAAAGGCGAGCCGAACUUUUCAUACAACCGAUUUUAAUUCAAGUCGAAAUACAACACCAAAGUUAGAAGACGAACUCUUUCAUACGACACCUAUCAGUCCAGUCGAUUUUACCUUGAAACGAACUAAGCAAUCGCUCUAUACCUCCUUGAAAACUGGACGUCGACAAGAAAAUGAAGAAAAGAGACCAGCAGCGACCAAGAUUGUUCAGGCACUGCUUGUGGAAGAUUUAGAUAAGGCAGAUGAGUCGAUUCAGGCCGUCCUGUUAGAACUGAUGAUCAAUAAGGAACUUCGUUUAUCCAACAUUCGAUACAAUGUGCCAAAGCCCUUCUUUUUGAUUAUCGCUGUACUCCCUCAUGACUUCAAUCGACGGUCUAUUAGUGCUCAAUUGAUUGAUAGGUUCUUUAUUAGCUAUCAGUUUGAGGAAGAGAUGUUCCAGACUCUAUCAUUAUCUAGGCCAUUUACAAGACGACAGGCAUUAAUGAGACAGGAUGAAAUCAAAGUUUUGUCAGACAAGGCUAAAAAGGUCCAUGUUCACAUCGAUAUCUCUCGUUAUGUGCGUGAUAUUGUCGUGGGUAUACGAACUCAUCCAAGAGUAAAGGGAGGCAUCACGGCAAGAAGCAGCCAAGAUCUUGUUACUGUUAUCAAGUAA
This is a messenger RNA of Rhizopus microsporus ATCC 52813, 972 nucleotides long. RefSeq lists its product as uncharacterized. The record is from RefSeq and is a predicted model, not a curated record. Gene Ontology annotation, molecular function: ATP binding; ATP hydrolysis activity. Bases 1 to 972 code for a protein of 323 amino acids. Lineage: Eukaryota; Fungi; Mucoromycota; Mucoromycetes; Mucorales; Rhizopodaceae. The transcript is spliced from 5 exons.